Molecule: messenger RNA, 772 nt
Organism: Funneliformis caledonium
Lineage: Eukaryota; Fungi; Glomeromycota; Glomeromycetes; Glomerales; Glomeraceae
Source: the annotation of a GenBank genome assembly
AUGGAUAUAAAUACGAUAUUGACACGUCCAAUACGAGUAUUUUCUUUACCACCUGAAAUUUUAUUAGUUAUCACUUCAAGAAAAAAAUUCGUAAAAUCCUCAGCGAAAUUAUUAUCAGAACCAGAAAUAACAAAUAAAGUGAAAGAAAACGUUUUUACUAAACAAAAUGAAGAUAAUACAAGACCUACAUGUCUUGUUUGUGGAAUAACAUCUUUUGAAAAUGUAGAACAGCAAAGAACUCAUUAUAAACUAGAUUGGCAUAGGUUUAACGUAAAAAGACGUACUGUUAGCUUAGAACUUGGUAAAAAGCAAUAUAAACCAACUACUGAAGAAGAAUUUGAAGAAUUAAUGGGUGAUAGUAUAUCAAGUAUUUCAGGAUCCGGGACGGAUUGUUCUGAAACAACAGAGGAUGAUGUAGCAACUCUUGUUAAUGAAUUGAAAGAAACUACUUUAGAUGAUGACGAAUUGACUGAUAAACAAAAUAAGAAUUCAGAACCAAUCUCAUGGUUUGUUUGUCCUACUUUAUUUCCAACUUCAAUUAAUUUAGGUAUAUAUAAGAAUAUUCUUAAUAAUUUUGGAGACAAAGAUAUUGAUGAUAUUUACAAGUUACAAGUGAAAUCUAACGAAAGACAAAAUCCAAGGUUAUGGACAAUGAUAAUGAUUGGAGGUGGUCAUUUUGCAGCAUUGAUUUUGGAUGUUACAAAGAAUUCAAACGUGAUACAUGCUAAAGAAGUUAAAGCGAUAGUUCAUAAAACUUUUCAUCGAUAUACAA